Messenger RNA from Phanerochaete carnosa HHB-10118-sp, 339 nucleotides. RefSeq lists its product as uncharacterized. The record is from RefSeq and is a predicted model, not a curated record. Bases 139 to 318 code for a protein of 59 amino acids. NCBI's taxonomy places the organism in Eukaryota, Fungi, Basidiomycota, Agaricomycetes, Polyporales, Phanerochaetaceae. The transcript has a single exon.
UGACUUGAAUAUUAGGAGGUCUCGUUGGCGUGAAGGCUGCUAACGACGUCACCAACGGUGUUGAUAUCGACGCAUUGAACCGUGUAGUUUCCGCCCAACUGGAUGGUAUCUCUGCCAACCCUGGUCCAUCCGGCAGCGAUGUCUGACUCGUCGGACGGAGAUUCCGGCUCACCGGAUAGCAACGACGGCGCAGCUGGCAAUGGAUCCGGUAACGACAAUGGCGGCGGUAACAACGGCGUUGCUGGCGUCGAGAUUGGCUCGGACAGCGGUAAUGGUAAUGGGUUGACUGGCAUUGAUCUCGGUCGUCGUGCUUUGUAAAUUCUGUUCAAGUGAUACGUG